Messenger RNA from Capsicum annuum, 447 nucleotides. Its product is annotated as LRR receptor-like serine/threonine-protein kinase EFR. The transcript has a single exon. The record is from RefSeq and is a predicted model, not a curated record. The coding region runs from base 1 to 447 and encodes 148 amino acids. NCBI's taxonomy places the organism in Eukaryota, Viridiplantae, Streptophyta, Magnoliopsida, Solanales, Solanaceae. Gene Ontology annotation, molecular function: protein binding.
AUGGAGAGAGCUUUCACCUCUUUUCUCCUGUUACUUCAGUACUAUGUUAUAAGUAGUCCAGCCAUUAACCACUUUAAUAUCUCCACUGAUCAAUUAGCUCUUAUUUCCGUGAAAUCUCAAAUCAUUUUGGACCCCUUUCACUUCUUGGAUGAAAGUUGGUCUCCGGCUAGGUCUGUUUGUCAUUGGGUUGGAGUCACUUGUGGCUCUCGUCACCAGAGAGUGAGAUUCUUGAAUCUUUCCAACAUGGAUCUUACGGAAAUAAUACCCGGUGAACUUGGGAACUUCACAUUUCUUGUUUCUCUUGACUUGAGAAGCAACAAUUUCCAUGGAAAUUUGCCUCAAGAAAUGACACACUUUCAUCGGCUUAAGUUUCUUGAUUUAAGCUUCAACAGCUUCACGGGGAGGUUCCCUCUUCGUUUGGGUUUUUACACCAACUUCAAGUUCUAA